This is a messenger RNA of Mobula hypostoma (lesser devil ray), 1962 nucleotides long. It is a transcript of the gene batf2, whose product is annotated as basic leucine zipper ATF-like transcription factor 2. The transcript has 3 exons. NCBI's taxonomy places the organism in Eukaryota, Metazoa, Chordata, Chondrichthyes, Myliobatiformes, Myliobatidae. The record is from RefSeq and is a predicted model, not a curated record. Gene Ontology annotation, biological process: regulation of transcription by RNA polymerase II. The coding region runs from base 151 to 573 and encodes 140 amino acids. Gene Ontology annotation, cellular component: nucleus. Gene Ontology annotation, molecular function: DNA-binding transcription factor activity, RNA polymerase II-specific; RNA polymerase II cis-regulatory region sequence-specific DNA binding.
AAGGGCUUACAAUGAAAAUGAAAGUGGUGUCGGUAAUAAAGGGCGGCUCGGGAAGCGGCGUGCUUCUUUGCUGCGAGGGUUCAGGGAGUGAGAGUGCGUGUGUGAGACCAGCGCCCGCUUCUCCUCGCCCUGCACCUCCUCGCUACUUUUAUGAAGUUCAGCAACUUCCCUCUGCCCUGUACUAUGGCUGCCACGGUUGGGGACUUCUCCCCUGAAAUUGAAACGGACGAUUCCAGCCAGAAUUCCGAGAAGGAUUAUGAGGGCUACGACAAGAAGCUGAGGCGAAGAGAGAAGAACAGAAUUGCUGCACAGAAAAGCCGGCAGAAGCAGACGCAACGGGCGGACAUUUUACACCAGGAGUAUGAGCAACUGGAAAGGGAGAACGCCUUGCUGAGGAAAGAAAUCCAGACCUUGCGAGACGAACUGAAGCAGUGGACGCAGGUGGUUCAGCAGCACGAGCCGCACUGCGCCGUGCUGCCCGCCACCGGCUCCGCCCUGGCCGGCAAGUCGCAGGUGGACUUCACGGACUUCCUCCCCAACAACUGGCGGGACACGGAGCUGCUGAAAUUCUAGGCCGCCAGACACCGAGGGGGACCACCGCGAACUCCCGACGGGGAGUAUUCCGACCGUGGGCCCACUGCCAUUCGACCUGGGCCAUGCACCUUCCUCGGGCCUCUCGUUUGCGUUCUUACUUUAAGUUUAAGAACGCUGAAGCUGAGAUGCCCAAGGCUGCAGGAUGACGGGAGUCGGGUCUCAGAAUGCUUGGAGGCAUUUUGCGGUCGAUGACCCACAGCGAGGGAUGGAGGCUGCUCGGAGACCUCAAGUGCUGUCAACCCAGCCCCGAUGCUUGUCUGUGACAUCUCUAAGGCUCUUCGGUGGUAUUCUGUGGCAGGAGGAGACGACAGUGUGGAAUAUGUGCCUGUGAAACAGAGGGAAAGUGUGUGUACGCGGUUGUGCGUGUGUGUGUACGCGGUUGUGUGUGUGUGUGUGUGUGUGUGUGUGCAUGCGCGCACACUAUAGCAUGCAGAAUUUGUCACUGAUAGUGAGCAAAAAGUGACCAAUACCAUCACUUGAUAUUUACCUGUACCAUUGGCUGUCCAGUCCUCGCCCACCCCGAGGGAGUUGAACCUUGCCCAUGUUCAAUAUACCCUGCAUCUUCUUUUUCCAGACAGCCGCUUUCUGGUGCCUGUAUCAUUGAUGGCUGGGUGACUCCAUCUGGCAAUACGCCCUACAUAAAUAGUGGCCGUGCACUAAGGGAGCACUAAGGGCUGGUUAGUGCGACAGGGACAUCGGAGUUCAGAUCCAGUUCUGGUGCCGUCUGUAAGGAUGUUAGAGGCAAGUUGAUUACACAGAGUGGUGGGUGUGUGGAACGUCCUGCCAGGGGUGGUGUAGAGACAGAUACAUUAGGGACAUUUAAGGUGAUCGGGGGUAAGUGGUGGGUGUGUGGAACGUCCUGCCAGGGGUGGUGUAGGGACAGAUACAUUAGGGACAUUUAAGGUGAUGGGAGGUAAGAGGUGGGUGUGUGGGACGUCCUGCCAGGGGUGGUGUAGAGACAGAUACAUUCGGGACAUUUAAGGUGAUCGGGGGUAAGUGGUGGGUGUGUGGGACGUCCUGCCAGGGGUGGUGUCGAGACAGAUACAUUAGGGACAUUUAAAGUGAUCGGAGGUAAGUGGUGGGUGUGAACGUCCUGCCAGGGGUGGUGUAGAGACAGGUACAUUAGGGACAUUUAAGGUGAUGGGAGGUAAGUGGUGGGUGUGUGGGACGUCCUGCCAGGGGUGGUGUAGAGACAGAUACAUUAGGGACAUUUAAAGUGAUCGGAGGUAAGUGGUGGGUGUGUGGAACGUCCUGCCAGGGGUGGUGUAGAGACAGAUACAUUCGGGACAUUUAAGGUGAUCGGGGGUAAGUGGUGGGUGCGUGGGAUGUCCUGCCGGGGUGGUGUAGAGACAGAUACAUUAGGGACAU